Molecule: messenger RNA, 3737 nt
Organism: Chara braunii
Lineage: Eukaryota; Viridiplantae; Streptophyta; Charophyceae; Charales; Characeae
Source: the annotation of a GenBank genome assembly
UCCGGAAUCAGCACCUGGAUGACCUGGAGUAAAUGUGGUGGGGUCAUUCCCACAAUCAGGAAUGAGGGGGAGACCCCUCACUCCACAGGCACGGCUGGCGCAGGCAGCGCGAACGAGAAAUCAAGCCAGAGUCAACGCCAGCCAAGAACCUCCGAGGAGGGGGGCAGAGCCAGAAAAGAGAAAGGAGGCCGUGGAAGUAGAAGAUGAUGAUGAUGACGAUGAAGAGGAAGAGGACGAGAGGCUGCGUAGGGAGGAGGAUCAGAAAGCAGAGCAGCGGGCGAGGAAAAAAGGAACCAGGGGAGAGGUCGAGCCGGUCGUGCGCGACGGACCGCCCAAAAGGAAGAAAUAUGCGGUUCGGUUGGAAGAGGGAUUUGACGUAGAGAAAGUGAUCGACCGGCUGCUAGAAGGGCAUAACGAUCUCAUGACCCUGAAGGAAAUCCUAGCGUCAGCCCCGCGACUCCGCGAUAAGAUUGAAAGGGAGGUUGUCGCGACGCUUGGUGCCCAAUGUCCAUCUCGGUACGAUCCUGCCCAAGGAGGCAGAGUGGUCGGAGUCAGGCUUGAAGAUGGACUGGAAGUGCGUAGCCUGCGGAACACCGGACCAAGGAGUAUAAGGAACCGGCCCAAUCGAGGAUCGUUCACGAUCGAGGAAUCGGAAGGGGAGCGCAGGAGACUCUGGGCAGAGCCCGAAGCAGGAGAGAGGGUGGAAGCAUUUUCCCUCAACCUGUCAGAUAUUGGGAAGGCCAUGGAUUUGGUCGCCGUGCAUGAGAUGGCAGAUCCAGAUGCCAUCCAGGCCUUGAGGGAACAAGUUCUGGAAUGCCCUGAGGCAGGGAGGUUGGAAUUGGUAUAUCGGCUCCCAGGAAGUGGAGGGAACCCCGCAUCAGCGCAAACACAAUCCAUAGGGGCGAUAGAAGAAAGGAUCCAUGAGGCGUCUGACCAGGCGGCGAGAAGCCGUAUGGACGAUAAGGCUCGGUGGGAUCAAUCUGCGCGGGUGAGGAAAGUACCCUUGGCAGUUGGAGAUGUCGUGUUUCUCUACGAUUCAUCACUGGAGAAGCAAUGGUCCAGGAAGCUCGAUAAGAGGUGGUCUGACUUUACGAAGACAGCCAURCCAAGAGGAGGGAAGGGGACACGGCCGCCUCAGAGGCCGUUGGGCGCAUCAGGAGGAUAUGAGCGACAUGGGCCUCGCCAUCUAGAGAGUACUCCGGUCGACAAUGAUGGGGACAUCGAGCUAUUCUUGGACAGUUUCUGGGAGCAUGCGAGGCGUAUGCGUUGGACUGUCGCUCAGGCGAUUGAGGGAUUGAGGGGGGCAGGUAGGUUCGAGGAACCCAUUGCCAGGAUUCGUAGGGAGGUGACAACGAGGCAGGAGGUGGAGAUGAGGAUGGAGGAGUUGCGACCCUCGCCUGUGGGACCUAAUGGCAGGCCGAUCCGCCUGGAGAUUGGAAAUGCGUCGGACUUCAUCCCCGCGUUUGAGUGGUUCAUGCAGGGGCAGGGCAUACCGAGAGAUGAUUGGAUGCAGACGCUACCACUCUGGACCAGGAAGGCGGAAAGGCCACUGGCUAUGCAGAUCAGGGACAUGGCACGAGAUUGGGGGAGCUGCAGGGCACAUCUGAGAGAGGCCUUUCGACGGCCAGAGCUCCCUCAGCCCAGAGUCGAGAGGCGGCAGAGGAGUCAAAGACCGAGGGACCCUGAGCCCAGGGAGGCGAGACCAUCACGAGGAGGACGGAAGGUCCUAGCCAGGAGAGAGGAGGAGCCGGAGCAGGAGCCAAAGGUUGAAGAGCGAGGGACAUACCCUGAGUGUGGGUUGGGACCAGUGGAGUUCCAUCGUUUUACUUGGGGUGGAUUGAGGAGGUCGCCAGCACACCCACGGGAGGAGCCGCCAGUGUCUGAAGGGCCGUUGAGAGAGUUAGAAACGCAUCUGGAUAUCUCUCAGUGGAAAGCGUCGCCUCAGGAUGAGAAACAUGAAGAGCAAGUAGAGGAGGUGCCACGAGAGGAGGUGCCACAGGAGGAGAUACCGCGAGAGGAGGUGUCACAGGAGGAGGUGCCACGGAAAGAGGUCCAGGGUACUCAGCGAGAGAGAAGGCUGGGCGAYGAGGGGAGACGUGCAGGGAAGGAAGUGAUAGAGGUUCGAGAGGACACGCCCCCACAGACGCCAGCAGUGGGUUUGAGACUCGGAGAUGCACCAGGGAGCACCCAGCAGGCAAAGGAGAGGUUGCAGAGAGAGGAGGCCCCAUUACCGUCGUCAGAAAAGGCUCCUUCGCCAGAAGGGAGGGCAGCUGUAAGGAGGGAAGCUUUGACUUUGAUUGAUAGACACCUAGCAGCUUAUGCCCUGGAGCAUCCAGACCUGGAGGAGCCAGCACCUGCAGAGCCACGCCAGGACUAUCAUCGAGAGCCUGAGGCAGCAAACCCAGGGAAGGUGGACAGGCCAGAGAGCAGCAGGCAGGGAGAGCAGAGGCAGCCGGGACAAGGAUUGCUAGGACAGCCAUCUGCAGCAGAGCCUCGCCAGGAGCCACCUAUGGGGAGAGCUAUCCUGGAACCAGAGGAGGCGAGAGCCCGGAGACAGGCGGAGAGAGAGGCACUCGAGUUUAGAGCCCCUACUGAGCUCGCGACGCUGCCAGUGGCGGCGGCAGGCCCAGUCGUACCUUUGGUAGUAGAGGAGGGGCCGCCACCAUCGAGCAGUGAGCCGGCUCAGGGCUCAGCAGAGGGAUCCAUGGGCGUGCUCCUUGAGGCGGUGCAUACUAUGCAGGAAGAGGUGAGUUUGUUUUCGCCUGAGCAGAGGAUAGAGGAGCCUCUUGAGAGAGAGAUGGGGAUUGAGGUAGAGGGUGCUAUCGAGAGCAGGCUCCAGAAAAUGGGCACACCUGAGUAUGGACCAGAGGAGAUUGAGGAGCAGCCCACGACAGUGCCAGGAGAGACACUCGAGAGGAGGCCUCAGAGGUUGGACAUGCCUGAGUACGUCCCAGCGACAGGGGAUUUGAGGAGUAGACUGGGAUCUUGGGCUACUGGAUCUGAAUCUGGGGGACCGGUUCCUGGGACGGAGCAGGAGGAGGUCAUUAGUACCACAGCUCCUCGACAKGAGCGGCAGGAGGUUGUUAGUACCUUGGUAGGAUCUCCUUCAUCGCCACCUCCUCAGCCCAGGAAAAAGAAGUUCAAGAGAAAAGUAGAUCAGCUAUGUUUCUACUGCAAGAGGGACAUGCAUCUGGCUUUGGACUGUCUCGAGUUUCUUGAGGAUAAGGCAGCAGGGAAGGUCUCAGAGGUAGAAGGUACUGUGAGUAUGAUUGUAAGUAAAACUGUCUACUCCUCGGUAUACUUGUGCGACCUGCCCACGGCAGCUGAUAAGGCAGAGUAUAAGGGGAGGAAGCGCAGUCCGUCUGUGAAAGCUAUCUAAGUUGUGAUGAGGACCCAUAAGAUGGUCUCUAAGUGAUGUUCUGUUUUAUGAUGAGACCUGCUUAGAUUUUGGAAAAGGGGGGAUGUUUUAUGAUGUUUUCAGGAACAUCACUUUGAGAGAGGGGGUGUUUGGUUUAUGACGAGACCCUCGUGAUUUCUGGAAGAGGGAAUGUAUUGUUUAUGGCGAAACCCCUCGUGAUUUUUGGAAAAGGGGGGUAUUUUGUUUAUAAAAAGAGUCCCGUUUGGAUGGUUGGAAAAGGGGAGAGUUUUUUUUUGUUGGAAAACUCUUCCUCAGAAGUGACUAAAUUGAUUUAUGGCAUGACGAGUUGUUUGAUGGGUGAUAAAGCCUGACGGAAAGG